This is a messenger RNA of Helianthus annuus (common sunflower), 4653 nucleotides long. RefSeq lists its product as uncharacterized. Gene Ontology annotation, biological process: DNA repair; telomere maintenance. The record is from RefSeq and is a predicted model, not a curated record. The transcript is spliced from 10 exons. Lineage: Eukaryota; Viridiplantae; Streptophyta; Magnoliopsida; Asterales; Asteraceae. The coding region runs from base 1 to 4653 and encodes 1550 amino acids. Gene Ontology annotation, molecular function: DNA helicase activity.
AUGUCAAAAAGAUCAUAUAACUCGCGUUCAUCUUCAAAGGAUCCGAAUUCAUUACAACAAAGAUUUAACAGUCCUAUUAUUAGAACUCCUCUUUCAGAUAUCUCAAAUGUUGACUCAACUGCUGAAAGACGUAAGCUUCGGAAAAUAAUAAUUGAUAACAAGAGAUCAAAGAAAUCGUCAUCAUCAACAAAUGUUCCUAACAUUUUGCCUGAGAACAUAAGUUCGCUGCAGUCUUCUAAUAAUACCAAGAGAUCAAAGAAAUCGUCAUCAUCAACAAAUGUUUCUAACAUAUUUCCUGACAACAUAAGUUCGCUGCAGUCUUCUAACACUAUUGAUCGCAACGUAUGCUCCUUUUCUCCUCAUACAAGUAUAAAUCAUACAACUUCAUUACUUUCAAACAUAACAGAUAAUUCCAGAACCAAAUCCACACCGUCAAAUGAAACUCUUAGAUAUUCCAUUUCUCCUCGCAUCAAUAGUAGUAACAAUCAAUCGGUAUUUGGUACUACUUCUACAAUUACAAGGUUGUCUUCCGGUAAACGUAAGCUUGAGCACAAGAAACGUGAUACCACUCCUAUACCGAUGGUCAAUUUGGAUUCUGAUGAAGAUGAUGUUGUUUUAGUUAGAGUGGACGACCCUUACAAAGGGGUAUCUAAAGAUUAUUUGGACCAUGGUGACCAAGUUCUUACAUGCCAAAUCUGUAGUGCAAAGUUAUGGACAUCAGAAGGUGGAAAAGGGCGAAUAACUCUGAAUAAACUAUGUUAUGGUAUGUGUUGUGGGUAUGGUAAAGUUGAGCUACCGCCUUUAAAGGAUGCUCAUCCGUCUUAUCAAAAUUUGUUUUCUUCGACAAACGAAAAAAGCAAGUUUUUCCAGAAGAAUAUUAGACGAUACAACUCUAUGUUCUCUUUUACAUCUAUGGGUGGAAAGGUUGAUUCUACUAUUAACAAGGGAAACGCUCCAUUUGUAUAUCGUAUAAGUGGUCAAAACUAUCAUUGCAUCGGUAGUCUUAAACCUUCUAAUGGAAAUCAACCUCAGUUUUGUCAGCUAUACAUAUAUGACACUGAAAAUGAAAUAACAAACAGACAGACAUUAUUCGGGAAAACAAGCAAAUCUUCGUCCUCUAAUGAUAAAGAGCUUGAUGUUGAAAUGAUACAGUAUUUGAGGAAUUUUUUAGAUUCAGAAAAUAUGUUGGUUAAGACAUAUAGGAUGGUCAGAGACCAUUUUCACGAAUCCCCAGAGGCUAAUCUUAAACUCCGUCUUAUGUAUAAAAGAGAAAAAGAUGGCAGAAUAUAUAACUUACCAACCACGUCUGAAAUUGCUGCUUUGGUUGUCGGAGACAUAGAUAAAGCUAUAGAUCAUCGUGAUAUUCUUGUGGAGACUCAGUCUGGAAUGCUCCAGCGUAUUAGUGAAUUACAUCCAUCAUAUCUUGCCUUGCAAUAUCCGUUGCUAUUCCCAUAUGGUGAUGAUGGAUAUAGAAUUGAUAUUCCCCAUAGAGAUUUCAUUGUCACGCAAAAGAAAAUAAAGCCAAAGUGCACCAUGAGAGAAUUUUUUGCAUACAGGAUCCAAGAUAGAAAUUAUGGUUUUUCCUUAAUUCUUAAUGGAAGAAGGUUGUUGCAACAAUUUUUAGUUGAUGCAUAUACUAUGAUCGAGAGCGAGAGGCUACAUUUCAUUCGGAGACAACAAACAAAACUUCGAUCUGAGACAUUUGAAAAUCUUCAGAAGCAUAAAGCUAAAGGAAAACAAACUUUAAAAGACACUGGAAAGGCUGUUAUACUACCUUCUUCAUUUACUGGAGGUGCAAGAUUCAUGCAACAAAACUACCUUGAUGCAAUGGCCUUAUGUAAGUCAUUCGGGUAUCCAGAUUUCUUCAUAACUAUAACUUGUAAUCCAAAAUGGCCAGAAGUAAAGAGAUUUCUAAAAGAUUCUUCCAUCAAAGCUGAAGACAGGCCUGACAUAUUGUGUCGAUUGUUUAAAAUUAAGCUUGAUUCCAUACUGAAAGAUUUGAAGGAUUCGAAUUAUCUCGGUGAGAUUAAUGCUGAAUUCCAGAAGCGUGGUCUUCCUCAUGCACAUAUAUGCUUAUUUAUGAAUGUCGAUCACAAACUUCCUACAGUAGAUUACAUAGAUCCAUUCAUAUCCGCUGAGAUUCCUGAUAGAUCCGGAACUUUAUUCCUUGGCCCUGAUAUGGCUACUGCGGUUGUUUCUGGUCUUUCAAAUCCAACCAUUAAUGAUAAGCCAAGAGAUGAGAUCAAGGAAUAUUAUGAUUGCAGAUAUAUUUCAGCUUGUGAAGCAUCAUGGAGAAUAUUCUCAAAUGAGGUUCAUUAUAGGUAUCCUGCUGUUAUGAGGCUUCCCUUUCACAUGCCGGGUCAACAGAAUGUUGUGUAUGGUGCGGAUGACGAUAUUGAUAAUGUGUUAAGCAAGCCUUCUGUUGCUUCUUCAAUAUUUGUUGAAUGGAUGAAAUUAAACGAGUCAGAUGAAAAUGCUAGAAAGUUGACUUAUGUCGAGUUUCCUACCAAAUUUGUUUGGAAACCUCAAGAUAGAUCUUGGCAGGUACGUAAGACGUAUCAAACUGUUGGACGUAUACAUUCUGUGUCUCCUGCGUUAGGAGAACCUUAUUUUUUGAGGAUACUUCUGAAUAAAGUUAGAGGUCCCAGAUCCUUUGAGGAAAUACGUACUGUUAACGGUCAGUUAUUCCCGACAUUUAGAGAUGCUUGCUACGCAAUGGGGCUGUUAGAUGAUGACAAUGAAUAUGUUGAGGCCAUUAAAGAAGCAAGUUUUGAAGGACAUGCUGGGUAUCUGCGAGCGUUAUUUGCUACGUUGCUGUUGUCAAAUACACUUUCACGGCCAGAGUUUGUUUGGGAGAACACGUGGAAAUACUUAGCAGAUGAUAUUUUAUACAGACGUCAAAAAGAAACAAAUAUUCAAGGUUUACUUCUUCCUGAACAUCAAAUUAAAAACCUUACUUUGUUGGAAAUUGAAAAGUAUUUACUUUCGAAUGGUUCGUCGUUACGAGGAUUUAACACGAUGCCUUUCCCUGAUGAUAAUUCGUUACGUGAUGCUACUAAUCGUCUAAUCAAUGAAGAGCUAUCACACGACGUAGAUCAAGUACAAGCUGAGUUUAAUAAUUUGCAUCAAUGUUUGACAGAUGAACAACGAUCUGUUUUUGAGGAAAUAAUGUCAGCAGUUGCAAGCCGUAAAGGAGGGUUAUUUUUCGUCUAUGGUUACGGUGGAACUGGAAAAACGUUUUUAUGGAAAACUUUGUCUUCAGCAGUUCGUUGUAGAGGUGAGAUAGUUUUAAAUGUUGCUUCAAGUGGCAUUGCUUUGUUAUUACUUUCUCGUGGUAGGACAGCCCAUUCUCGCUUCCAUAUCCCAAUUAAUCUGACUGAAGAUUCCAUGUGUCAUAUUAAGCCAAAUAGUGAUAUCGCAAAAUUAUUAAAGGAAACUCAAUUGAUCAUAUGGGAUGAAGCACCGAUGGUCCAUAAACAUGCCUUUGAAGCUUUAGAUAGGACGAUGUCUGACGUAUUUUCUGACGGUAGGAGUAUUCGUUCUGAUGUUCCGUUUGGAGGGAAAGUUUUUGUAUUCGGCGGUGACUUUAGACAAAUCCUACCAGUUAUUCCUAAUGGUACUAGACAACAAAUUGUUUGUGCUUCUUUAAGCUCUUCAUAUAUAUGGUCAAAGUGCAAAUUGUUAAGGUUGACUAAAAACAUGCGCCUAACAAUUGGAGCUGAAAGUUCUGAUAUGGAGUCUAUCAGGGAGUUUGCGAAAUGGCUGCUUGAUAUUGGUGAAGGUAAGUUGGGAGAUGAUAACGAUGGUGAAGCAAUUAUUCAGAUACCAGAUGAUCUAUUAAUCACCGAUAAUUCUGAUCCAAUACAAAGCUUAAUUGACUUCGUCUACCCUUCAAUUAUGGAACAAUUUCGGAAUCCUGGUUUUUUUUCUGAGCGAGCAAUUCUAGCACCAAAAAAUGAUGUAGUUCAUGAAAUUAACGAUCGAUUGCUUUCGUUAUUUCCAGGUGAUGCUAAAGAGUAUUUGAGUUCCGAUAGCAUAUGUCAAACUGAACAAAUGCUUGAUUCAUUUCAAGAAGGCUUAUACUCAACGGAGAACUUAAAUGCUCUUAAGAUUUCAGGCUUGCCUAAUCAUAGAUUAGUUCUUAAAGUUGGUGUUCCUGUCAUGCUUCUACGAAACAUCGAUCAACAAAAAGGUUUAUGUAACGGGACAAGGCUAAGAAUUACUUUUCUAGGCAAACGGGUAAUAGAAGCUGAAGUGAUAUCCGGCGGUAAUAUCGGCACAAGAGUUUUUAUUCCAAGACUUAAUAUGAUUCCGUCAGACAAAAAAAUACCAUUCGAAUUCCAAAGGAGACAAUUUCCUUUAUCAGUUUGUUUUGCCAUGACAAUUAACAAGAGUCAAGGACAAUCUUUAUCAAAAGUUGGUCUGUAUUUGAAAGAUCCUGUGUUCACUCAUGGUCAGUUGUACGUUGCAUUAUCAAGGGUCAAGACCAGAGAAGGAGUUAAAAUAUUGAUAUUUGAUGCUGAGGGAAAACCAACAAAUAAAACGUCUAAUAUGGGCCCACCAUCUCCUCCCUCUUCACGCGGUGACUUCUCCCCGAUUCCCCUCCCCGCACCCCCUCCCCGCACCAACGGCGGCGGUGCUCCCGCUAGGUGA